Molecule: messenger RNA, 1599 nt
Organism: Cokeromyces recurvatus
Lineage: Eukaryota; Fungi; Mucoromycota; Mucoromycetes; Mucorales; Mucoraceae
Exons: 4
Coding region: 28-1497 (489 amino acids)
Biological process (GO): COPI coating of Golgi vesicle
Molecular function (GO): GTPase activator activity
Source: RefSeq, a predicted model, not a curated record
UAUUUUAUUUAUUUAUUUACAAUAAUUAUGAAUCAGCAACAAUUAACUAAAAUCGAAAUAUCAAAUACAUUUAAAACAUUAUUACAAAAGAAAUUUAAUAAAAAUUGCUUUGACUGUAAUUCAAAAGGACCUACUUGGACUUCACUUGAUUUUGGUAUAUUUAUUUGUCAAGAAUGUGCUGCUAUUCAUAGAAGUUUAGGUGUUCAUAUUAGUUUUGUCAAGUCAACCAUUUUAGAUGGCUGGACACGCCAGCAAUUAAAUACCAUGAUAUUAGGUGGAAAUGCAAAUGCUCGUGAAGCCCUGGGUGAAACAGUAGUUAAUAUGAAGGAUUUAAAGUCAAAAUAUACAAGUAAAACUGCUUUAUCAUAUAAGCAUAAAUUACGGAAAAGAGCUCAUCAAGAAGAGUUGUCACAAGAGCAACAACAACAAGAUCCUCAGCCACAAAAUGAUCUCAUUCAUCUUGAACCAUCUCAACCAUCGACAACUCCCAUUUCUCUUCUUGAUGAAGAAUUAAAUACUUUAGCAUCUCCCGUUUUGAAAAAGACAAAUGUCUUUGAUGAUUUAGAUGUAUUUAAAAACUCGUCUCAGCCCAUGACUACUUCAUCUCUAUUUGAAGAACACGUAGUAUCCACGCAGACGAAUCCUACACAUAGUUCGGUUUUUGAUGAUCUUUUGUCUACUGUGACUUCAAACAAUCAUCCAGUGAUAGAUGACCUCUUGUUUUCUUCUAAUUCGACAUCCAUUGUCAAUGCAAACUCGAUAACAAAAGAAGAUCACCCUUCUUCUUCUAACAACAACAACAACAAAGCCAUUGAUGAUUUCUUUGAUCAAUUUGAAAAAAAGACAAAUCUAAAGGAAACACCAAAGCGACCGAUACAGUACAAAGCGCCCACAACGAAAAAAUCAGGACAUCAGCAUAAACUAGGGGUACGUAGAGUAAAAGGGGAUGUAUUCCAACAACAAACAGAGCUAGCAUUAAAAGAAGAAAGAUGGAGAGAAGAAGGAUUGAGAGAAGAAGAGAUUGGAAGAGAAAGUCGAAAUUUUAUGCUGAGAAAGAUGACAGAAAAUGGAAAAGAUGGAGUGAUACCAAAAUUACCAAAGCCAACAUCAUCUCGACUUGUCUAUAAACCAGCAGAAGAGAAAGGGAAAGAUGAUCAAGAGGAGCGAUUGGGAAUGAUGAAACUUCAAAGUGAGGGUAAAAAAAAGCAGGAAGUGGAAGAGGAAGAUGAAGAGUAUUAUGCUCGUAAUAAAUUUGGUAAUGCAAAGUCCAUUUCCUCUGAUCAAUACUUUGGUCGAGAAGAAGAAAAGAUGGCAAGUAGUAGUAGUAGUAGUCCAGCUCGAUUAGCCCAGUUUCAAGGAUCACAUAGUAUUUCCUCAGAUCAAUACUUUGGUAGACCCUCAUCUCAGCAACGUAAUUCUUCUGUAUCGAAAAAAUUUUUGAAGGUAGCAUCAAAGGGGGCAGCUAAGAUACAACAAAUGUUAGCAGAUAUGGAGUAGUAGUAGUAGUGGUAGUAUCAUCAUCAUUGUAUUUUAUUUUAUUUUGGAAAAUAAAUCAUAUAUGAAUAUAGCAUAUAAUAAAACAUUACUUUCUCAUUAUUG